AUGCGAGAGCAGCCUGUUUCAUCAGCUGACAAUUCAGAUGGUGGCGCUGGUGCGGAAGGAUUGGAGGAGGACGAGCUGAACGAGCUGGUAAUCCCAUCCGCUCUUCCAGAGCCCGGCUUGCGUAGAUCCGCACCGGCAGCAACGGUGCCGCCAGCGCCUCCGACGCUGCCUUCGUCAUCGGCCACACCCGGCUUGUCAGUGGUCACCCUGUCGCCGAAACCCACGACGUUUUCUGACCCGACAGACGUGACCCCCUCUGCCGCCGCAGGACCUCAGUUAGUGCCAGCUUCACGAGAAACAGGGGAGCAACACCCCAGUGCUGUUCCUAGCGACACCAAUCCCUCGAUAGCAGGAUCACGGCUUACACCACAAGCGGAGGAGGUCACGGUGGCACCUGAGGAGCUUGCAGCACCGCCACCUGUUAGCUCGUUGUCGGCGAAGUCGCCCUCGCUAGAGGGCGCCGACCUUCAUUCCGCCCUGCUUCAUGCAGAAGGUACCACUGCCCUGACUUCCAACCCGACUUCAGCGUCUUCGACUGGGAAGGCCAUUCCAUCUACGUCGUGUCCCCCGUCUCCUUCGUUGCCUGCUGCAACCGGACCUUCCCCAGGACCCCCUUCGGCGGUGCUGGGGGAGUCCAGCGACAUAGGGCAGCUGCUUCGAUUCCAGCAGCAGUUGGCAGAGGAGAUGGAGAAUGUGGCUAAGCUGCAGCGUCAAAACGCAUCCUUGAGGGACCGCGUCUCUGGGCUUGAAGAGCAGCUGGCAGGAGCCACAUCUUCCCUUGCGCGCACUGCAGACAGUGAGCAACAGAUAUCGCUGCUGAUCGAGAGGCUCGGAAAGGAGAGGGAGAGACACAAGGCAGUGGCAGAGGAGCGGAACCAGCUGAAAGAGCACCUCCAGGAUCUUGAAGAAGAGCUAGAAGAGUAUCGUGUUCGGGAAGAGGGCUGGAUAAGUGGGCAGAAGCGGGAACAAGAGAACGCGAUCGCUGCGCAGCAGUGCAUUGCCCAGCUCGAGAAUGACAUGCGGUCUUGCAACGCCGUCGUUGACAACCUCAGGACCCAACUUAAGGAAGCGAAGCACCUAAACGGUGUCCUACAAAACCAGGUGGAAGAGCUGAAGGUGAGCUACUCCGCCCAGCUGGAUACCGUAAAAGAGUCAAGCUCCGACACCGUUGAUCAGCUUCGCCAAGAGGUGGAGCAGCUGCGCAGCUCUUUACAGAACCUGUCGACAGAGUAUGACACACGAACAGCAGAGCUGGAGAGAGAGGUGCAGAGCGCAAACAUGCACGCCCAUCAAGCAGAGGCCCGUCUGAGUGAGAUGGCACUUGGGUCUGUCAACACGCUGCAGGAUCUCCGCAGUGAACUCGAGGAUUCUCAGCGCAGCAGCGCCACCUGGAAGGCGGAGGCGCAGAAAACGCGCCACGAGUACACGACGCUACUCGAACAGUAUGCAUCACUGAAGCGGUCUCGAGGGGCAGCAGAGGCCGAGUUGCGCGACCGGCUCAGCUACGAGUCUAACACAGUCUCUGCUCUGCGGAAAGGCAUCCGUGAGUGGGAAGAUCGAUAUCUGGCGCUGCAGGAAUCCGUGGGCGCGACGCAGACGGAGAUAGAGGAGCAGCGAAAGACAAUCAUGCAGCUGGAAUCCACGAUUCAAAAGAUGAAGGGGUCCGGCGCUGACAUGCUGGGCCAGUCUCAGAGCGAAGUCCUCGUGAGUACGAACGCGCUGCCUGUGAAGGCUUCGUUCUCGGAGCCUUCACUGUCAGGGUCACCUUUGAACGAGACACUUGGGGGGCGGCUAAUGUCAGCUCCCCCGCUGAACCCCUUCAUAAGCAUGAAGCGGCCAGCUUGGAGCGAUUCGAGGGACUGCAAAACACGCGAGCGACUCGAGCAGGAGGUGGUGCGGCAGUCUGCCGAGCUGGAGCGCGUCCGGGCCGCAGCCGCUGACGCCGAGGUCUGGAAAGCAAAGUACGAUCGCCUGCAAGAGGAGCACGACCUGCUGCUUCAACUGUAUGGGCAGCUCGAGGAAGAUGUCAGUGCGUUGAGGAAGAACGGCGCUGGGAUUUUGUCUGCUGCUGCCUCUUCUGCUUCCGGGUCUGUAUCCGCCGCUGCUGCGCCUUAG
Molecule: messenger RNA, 2115 nt
Organism: Leishmania mexicana MHOM/GT/2001/U1103
Lineage: Eukaryota; Euglenozoa; Kinetoplastea; Trypanosomatida; Trypanosomatidae
Exons: 1
Coding region: 1-2115 (704 amino acids)
Biological process (GO): chromosome organization involved in meiotic cell cycle; double-strand break repair; telomere maintenance via recombination
Cellular component (GO): Mre11 complex; condensed nuclear chromosome
Molecular function (GO): G-quadruplex DNA binding; single-stranded telomeric DNA binding; double-stranded telomeric DNA binding
Source: RefSeq, a predicted model, not a curated record